AAUAAACUGGCCAUAGUCCGUUGGGUUGUAACUGAGCUCGAUUGCCACUGCUACUAUUCCUUUCCGACUUCCAGUUUCCAGUUCCAGUUCCAAGCUCCAUGCCAUAAUGAGACUUCCCGCUCUCCUUCGCUUCAAGUGCCCAACCAUAACGGCGUCGUUCUCGCUCCCAUUUUGCCUGUUUUCAGAUAUAUCUUCCUCACGAUACUCCUCUCUCUGUAGGCGCCACCAUUUCCCACCCCCGCAACAAUCCCCUGCUCCUCCAGUCCCAAAGAAGGUCCCAUUUCAAGUCUCUGCUCAUGGGAGAACGUGGCAAGAUCCUUACCAUUGGAUGUCCAACACAAAAGACCCUGAUCUUUCUCGGUAUCUUGAUCAAGAAAACUCGUAUGCUCAAGCUUUCAUGGUUGACACACAAAACCUGCAACGAACUCUCUUCUCUGAGAUGACUCAACGAAUGCCCACUAAGGUUUCCACUCCUCCUGAGCCUUGGGGACCAUGGCUGUAUUACCAGGACAUUCCGGAAGGAAAGGAAUACCCAGUUCUUUAUAGGAAAUCAAAUGCUGAUAAAAGUAAUUUUGUUAAGACUGCUCUCCAAUAUGCAAGGGGUGGAAUAGGAAGAGAGGAAAUUUUGCUUGAUUGGAAUGAAAUUGCUGGGCAAUACGGUUAUGUGCAUGUGGGGAUGUGUCGAGUGUCUCCAAAUCACAAUUUUCUUGCAUACACACUUGAUGUUUCUGGCAGUGAACAGUUCAUUCUUCAAGUCAAGGACCUUACAACUGGAUCUAUUAUUCCAAAACUACAAGUUCAUAGAGUUGUGAGUUUAGCAUGGGCUCUUGACGGCAGUACAUUGUUUUGUACCCAAUCAGAUGAGAAUCAACGACCUUCCAGGGUUAUGUACUUAAAUCUACAAUCCAAUAAUACAGAUGGUAUUCCUGUAUUUACAGAGAGUGAUUCCAGCUUUUGUGUGGACAUAACAAGCACAAAAGACGGCAAGUUCAUAACUGUGAAUUCAAACUCAAGGACUUCAUCCGAGGAAUGAAAAGAAAUAGCAGUUUAUGUUAUAGAUGCUGCCAACCCAUCAGGUGGUCUGCGAAAAAUACGAGAGCGUGUUUCUGGCGUCCAAUACUUUCUUGAGCAUCACCAUGGUUUGUUUUAUAUUCUUACAAAUGCUCCAAUGAGCGCAAAUGAAGCGUGGUCUGGUGAGGAUUUUUACCUAGCUAGAUGCCCUGUUGAAGAUAUACAGUCGACUAAUUGGCAGAAUAUUAUCAUUCCACGUGGAGAUAUAACCAUACAAGAUAUGGACAUCUUUGAUGGAUUUCUGGUGCUUUUUCUCAAUAAGAAGGGUAACCCUGCUUUCUGUUCCAUCAAUUUGCCUAUUGAUGUUGAUUGUGAGGACGUAUUGGAGAUUGGGAAUCUUAAUACCUGGUUUUUCCCUCUGCCUUCAAAUUCAUGUAGUGUCACUCCUGGUUCAAACCAUGACUUCACUAACUCAGUAUUCCGAGUGGUGCUUUCAUCUCCAGUGAUGCCUGAUAUGAUCGUUGACUAUGACAUGUCAAGAAGGAGAUUCUCUGUUGUACAGCAAGAGGAAGUGAAGGGUGUUUUCUGUCAAGUAGAUACAGAAGAAAUUUUUGACUUCAAACAUGAUGGUGAAGAAGUAUCUCAGUAUAGUGAAUCACAGAUGUGGAAGGAAUUUUCUAAUGCAUACUGCUGUGAAACAAAGGAAGUUGUUUCUUUUGAUGGCACGAGAGUUCCUUUGACUAUAUUGUACUCUCGAGCAGCCUGGCAGAAGGGCCUCCCCGGUCUUUUACAAGGAUAUGGAGCAUAUGGAGAAGUUCUAGAGAAAAGCUGGUGUACAAACCGCCUGAGUUUGCUCGAUCGAGGUUGGGUGGUUGCAUUUGCUGAUGUCAGAGGUGGUGGUGGGGAUAGUUCGUGGCAUAAAUCUGGCAGCGGUCCGUGUAAACAAAACUCAGUAGAUGAUUUUGUCUCGUGUGCGAACUUCCUUGUUAAUGAGGAGUAUGUCGAUAAGCUUCAGCUUGGUGCUAUUGGAUAUAGUGCAGGGGGUCUUCUGUUGGGAGCAGCUAUAAAUAUGUACCCAAAACUGUUUCGUGCUGCAAUUUUGAAGGUUCCAUUUCUUGAUAUAUGCAACACUCUGUUAGAUGAUAAUUUGCCUCUUACAAUUCUGGAUUAUGAAGAAUUUGGUAAUCCUCAGAUACAGUCGCAGUUUGAGUAUAUUCUAAGUUACUCGCCCUAUGAUAACAUUUCUCGAGGAAGUUGUUAUCCUUCAAUGCUUGUUACAGCUUCUCUUCAUGACUCCAGGGUUGGAGUUUGGGAAGCUGCUAAAUGGGUGGCCAAAGUUCGAGAUAGUACAUGUUCUAAUUGUUCUGGUUCAGUUAUUCUGAAGACAAAUAUGAGUGGAGGACAUUUUGGUGAGGGUGGCCGCUAUGGUCAAUGUGAGGAAACUGCUUAUGAGUAUUCUUUUCUGUUAAAAGCAAUGGAGAUGUUGAAUUAUGAUGAAUAAAUAAAUUAUUGAUUUUGA
Messenger RNA from Humulus lupulus (European hop), 2530 nucleotides. RefSeq lists its product as uncharacterized. The record is from RefSeq and is a predicted model, not a curated record. Lineage: Eukaryota; Viridiplantae; Streptophyta; Magnoliopsida; Rosales; Cannabaceae. Gene Ontology annotation, biological process: proteolysis. Gene Ontology annotation, molecular function: serine-type endopeptidase activity.